Vitrella brassicaformis is the source of this 3000-nucleotide messenger RNA. The record is from the annotation of a GenBank genome assembly. NCBI's taxonomy places the organism in Eukaryota, Vitrellaceae.
UAGAAAGAAGGCAUUCUCUCAUCGCAGGCACCAUUGAUGGUACCGAGCAUGGACUGACUCAUGUUCGUCGCCUCGGCCAUGGCACACACACACGGACAUGGCCCAUCUCUGCACAUCCAUUGACAUGGCUAGUGUCUCAUCCGUCUCAUAAACGGGCCCCGCUACUCUGACGCGACACACCGGCAGAUAGAUAAAUGGCCGCAAAACAUCCUACGAUGCACGAUAAUACCACAGGGCACAUCGAUCCUGUGUGCAGUGAGUGCUGCCUGCCAUAAGAAACAAGUCAGUCUCCAUCUAUCUAAUUUGUCGGCCCACAUGGCGGCCGCCAGCAAAAGGCAAAAAAGCGGCAGCAAAACGAACGAACUAUCAGCGUCUCAACGGCAGAGGCACUCAUCAAUCACUUACCGUCGUCCGAUCUAUCAGCCUAGCAGCCCAAAACUCAUCAGACGUCACAUCUGCAGACAUCACCAAGUGUGGAGCAUGAAACACUCUCUGGGGGUGUGGUGUGUGGGGGAAAGGCAAAAAGCUUGGCCGAGGAGGGGGGGGAGAGGACAGGAGAGGGGAGGGAGGGGAGGUGACCGGCAUGUGCGUCCACAAAUAUCACAUCCGUCGGUCAGGGUGGGUAUAGCAGUGUGUGUGUGUGUGUAUGUCAAAAUCGCACGUAUUCGUGAAGAAUACAUGCGUGAAGCCCUCCCCUCCCUCCCCCACUCCCCUCGGCCGCCCCACACGCCCGCCCCACUACCCACUGUGUCUUCAGUGCCUCUAGCCCAAGCACGAGGCAGUACCUACGUGGUCCUUUCAAAAAUCCCCUCCCUCCCUCCAUCCCUCAGCACAGCCCAGCCCUGCCACCGUGCAAGUAAGGUACCAAUCCAUCCACAGUGCUCGGCCAUGUACCCUCCCCCUCCCCCCUCUCCCCCCUCCGUUGUUCACUGUUCCUUUUCCCGCUCUUCGAGCAGGCUGCCCGACGUGCUCUGGCUCGACAGACUGCGCUUGACGCCCUCCGGUGACUGCUGCCCGCUGCUGCUCUUCUCCUGCUGCUUCAUCUGCAGCGAUGGCUCUCGCUUCUCAAGGCCCGUGUGCGGCAGGAUGGCACCCAUAAUGAAGAAGAAGCCCAUGACCCAGAAGCCGUAGUAGCUGACGGCGCGCCAUGCGAUGAAGGAUGCCGAGAAGGUAAAGAAGACGAAGGGCAUCUGGCUGUAGUGGAUGAACGUCUGGGAGACGAUCCAUCGCACCUGAAUGAAGGCAUCCAUUCAUUAAAUAAGGGAUACAGGAGGGCAAGUGUGGCGCAUCCAUGGGUGUCUGCGUGCGUACCACUUGGUAGAAUUUGGCCAUGAUGGGCCGGUCCUCCAUCGGCCAUCGGUAGCGCCACUGCACACAAGGACACAACACGCCCAUACGGUGACAGACUCGUCCGUCCCGUGUGCCAUCCAUCUUUUCCUAUCCCUCGACUGACUGACCACAAGGUCUUGGCUGAGUUCAAACACAGGGUAGAGUGAGAAGGCCAGGUAGUAGCCCGCAUCCCAGCCAUGCCAAAACGCACUGAUCGUCGUCGUCACCAACUUGCGCAACAGAGGAAUCCUGCACACACGCACAAGCACAAGCACAGUGAGUGACGCCACUCAACUCGCAACUCGCACACCCAUUCAUUAUCCUUUCUCUCCCUCUCCUCUGUCUGCCUGUCCUGCCUGACUGACUUGAUGGGCAGUCGCUUGUAGACAUUGAGGGCCAUCCAGGUCUGCACACUGCUGUUCCACUUCUUGAUGACUUCCCGGAUGUUCUGCGACCAGUCAAGCGUCGGAUUGUACGUCAUAAAAACGUCAUUGUUCACGCCGUUGAGCGCGCUCGUGUCGCAGCCUGCACAUACACACACACACACACGCACGCACAGGUGCGUAUGUCUGACUGCCUGUCUGCCUGGUCACAAUGUGGCGGUCCCUUACCGACGCCAGCUGCUGCACACGUGCACUCGGCAAUGAACCAGCAAAACAGAAUCUCGGCCUUCUUGACCAACAACACGAUGUUGAUAUAGAACAAACGAUACCUGACAUACGCAGCACAGAUUCGCCAAUGUGCCCAUCUGCAGCCUUGUUUUGAUGGCUGCAGCAGCAGUCCUCACCAGAAUGAGUGCUCCAGAAAGGCGGGCUCGAGCACGGCCGCCACAUUGAAUCGCGGGAGCAGCAGAUAGGCCAGCCAGUGCAUGGAGCACUCAUAUCCCCUCUUGAGCAAGAAGCCGCCGAAGUUCCUGGCCUUGGUGUUGGGGUUGUCGAACGUGUCCUGCACGGCCCGCCAGCUGAGGGUGGGGCCACUCCAGAUGCCGGGGAAGAACAGCAUAAAGCUCAUGAAACACGUCAGCGGCGGGACGGCCUGCGAGUCCUCCGCGUGGAAGGCAAACGUACCCAACCUGACGCACACCGACACACAGAGGGGGGAUCUGAUCUAUAUAGGUAUCUCUGUGCGGUGCGCAUCCCAUCGCAGGUCUCUCUCGUCUCUCUCGUCGCGACGGGGCGGGAGGGAGGCGAUCCAAAUACAUACCUGAGAGUGAACAUGUAGAAGGCCAGAUCUCCCGAGAUCGGCAGGUGCAGCCAGCCCAUCAUGGCCUUGAUCCGCAUCAGAUUUGCAAAGCAAAAGGCCAGGGCUAUCACCACGCACCCCGCCAUCCGCCGUCUGUAGAGCAGCCGCGUGAGGCCAUAGCAGACGAGCGAGAGGAGGAUUGGCAUCCAGACGGCACUCUGGAACAUCAGCACCCAUAUUAUGGCGCCGACGAGGGAUGAGAAGAGCCGCCGUGACGAUGUGGGCAGGGCGGGCAGCGCAAAGGAGAGGGAGAACGCGCCGAAGAGAGUCGCGGGAUAGAGAAAGGCAGGCUCAGACAACGCAGAGUGAGAGAGAGGACCUGGUGCCUCCGCAAUGUCGGCGCCCUCCAUCACUGGCGCGGGCCUUCUCACCCCUGGCAGCCUCUCUGGCGACACACACGGCCGCUUGCACUCCUCACCGCCCUCGGGG